Messenger RNA from Morone saxatilis (striped sea-bass), 2679 nucleotides. It is a transcript of the gene sfrp2, whose product is annotated as secreted frizzled-related protein 2. The transcript is spliced from 3 exons. Gene Ontology annotation, biological process: non-canonical Wnt signaling pathway; negative regulation of canonical Wnt signaling pathway; canonical Wnt signaling pathway. Gene Ontology annotation, molecular function: Wnt-protein binding. The record is from RefSeq and is a predicted model, not a curated record. Lineage: Eukaryota; Metazoa; Chordata; Actinopteri; Moronidae. The coding region runs from base 310 to 1197 and encodes 295 amino acids.
CUAUGAGCUAUAAUUAGAAAUCAAAAAAUGCCUGUCAGACCCAGAGGAGCAACAAAGUGAGAAUUUGGGGGGUUUUCUUUGACGGAGGAGACACAUUUGUCCACAAGGUUCACCUGAUACGACGAAGUGCUGAAUGGAGACGCGGUCUUUACGCACAAUAUAUAGACUCCUCCCAGACAUGCCUGGAAGAAAACCUCUUGUUACAGUAGGAGCUGGCCACUGACAGAGGCUCCAUCCACGCUGACUGAUGCCCAACAACCCCUGAUUACGCGUUUAUAGUUUGCAGGUUUUUACGCGUAGGCAUACAAAAUGAAAGCCUUUAUUUCGACAGUGACAGUGUUGUGGGUGAUAACAAUACCCUGCAUGGAUGCUAUCCACGGAUUGUACAGUUUUGGCCAGCAUGAAUUAUUCUUCAAAAAGAAUAACUGCAAGCCAAUUCCUGCAAAUCUCCUCCUGUGCCACGAUAUAGAAUACACAGAGAUGCGCCUCCCGAACCUGCUCGGGCACGAAACCAUGAAUGAAGUUCUGCAGCAAGCUUCGUCUUGGAUCCCGCUGAUUCAGAAGCAGUGUCACCCCGACACAAGAAAGUUCCUCUGCUCCCUUUUCGCUCCCGUCUGUCUGGACGAAAUGGACGAGCCCAUACAGCCGUGCAGGUCUCUGUGCGAGAACGUCAAGCACGGCUGCGCGCCCGUGAUGUCCGCGUUUGGCUUCCCUUGGCCUAAGAUGUUGGAGUGCGAUCGUUUCCCACUCGACAAUGACCUGUGCAUACCACCUGCCUCCAACGAGAACUUUGCGCCAGUCACCAAAGAAGUGCCCAGAGUGUGUGAUGCUUGCAAGGAAACAGAUGAAAACGACAACGAAAUUGUUGACAACCUGUGUAAGAAUGACUUUGCUCUGAAGAUCAAAGUUAAGGAGAUCUCCUACAUCAACGGUGACACCAAGAUAGUGCCGGAGACCAAGAGCAAGACCAUUUACAAGCUCAACGGUGUGACAGAGCGCGACCUGAAGAAGACGGUGUUGUGGUUGAAGGACGGCCUGCAGUGCAUCUGUGAGGAGAUGAACGACAUCAACGCCGCCUACCUGGUCAUGGGCCAGAGGAUGGAUGGCCAUCUGGUCAUCACCUCGCUGAAGCGCUGGCAGAAGGGUCAGCGCGAGUUUAAGAGGAUUUCCCGCAGCAUCCGCAAGCUGCAGUGCUAAGAAGGAAAAAAAAUAACUGCAUGUGCCACUGUUGAAGAAAAACAUUAGUUGAGCUCUUUUCAAUUAUCCAUUUCCAGUUGUCACUCAAGCUGCAAUUAUGGUUCAUAGAUUCCUCUCUAGAUUCCAGCAAAGAUGUUUCUUUGGCUUUAAAAAAACACACCAUUUCCUGUGUUUUCCAGUGUGUUUUUUAGUUCAAAUGCCCAAUAUCUUAAAGAAAAAGGCAAUAUAUAGCAUAUCUGGGGCUGGCUAACACAUUUAUUUGAUUCUGCAAUUACAACUGUUAUGGAUUGAGAGGUGCUAUUUCUGAAUAUGCUCAAGCUACAUUCAUCAGUAUUUUUAAACAGCUACAGAUUGUCUUCUGAGCAAGGCACACAUUUAUAUCUGGCACAGGCUCAGAUGUAAGCAAAUAUAGAAAGAAAAAAAAGUCACUUAAUUUGUAGCAAUGUGAGAUUUUGUGAAGUUCAUCCAUUGGCUCUCAUUCAUCUUGCACUUAGUGGGCUCUGGGCACCCCCUAGUGGUCAGUUUAAAAGCUGUGUGUCUUUGCUGUCACCUCAUUAAUUGCAGUUGAUUGCACUCAGCUGGUGUCCCAGGUGUAAAGGAAUCAUAAUUAUAUGGCCAGAGUGAAAACUAGCAGAGCUUUGAAUCCAGGAUUAAAAACGAUUGACCGGCAGAUGUUGCCUGCAGUGGGGGUGAGUUUAAGACAUUUUUUCUUUUUUUGUCUGGUAUUCCUUGGGAUCUUUCUGCUUCUGCACCAUUACCUUAAAAUGAAACUCCUCAAAAAAGGUUAAAUCAUCAGCAGCUGUUUGUUUAGGAUUAUUCAAAACUUCAAAAAUUAAAAAAAUUAAAACCUCACAAGAUUCAAAGACCUCAAGAUAGGACUCAAGGAAUAACACUCUGGUAUGAUAUUUUGGGAGAGUUUAAGUCUUCCUAAAUAGGGAACUUGCAUCCAAUCAAAAAUAUUUUCUAAAGACACAAUUACAAGAAUGGAUUCAUACUGUCUGGUACAUACAUAUUGAGUGUAGGUAGUGUGACAUUCAAAGACAAAACAAUGUGUGUUUUUGUAUUCCUUCCUGUUUUCUCAAUCAAAAAUGAGAAAUAGCUGGCUAUAUUCUCUUCCUGUUCAACAUUUUAAUAUUCUUGCUAAUCUGUUUUUUUGUACUUGAGCCACUGCAUACUUUUCUACCACAGUAUAAUUAAAAACAUGGUAUUUUUCUACUCCCAGACUUUCAUAUUUCAUUUAAACUUUUAAUGUUCAGUUUUGGUUUGCAUUUUCAUCCUGUUGUUUUGAUGAGUGACACAAGUUAUAUUUUUAGGUAUUACUGAUGAACUUUGGUUGGUAGUGUUGAUUUCAUGAGAAGUAACUUGUUAAGCGCAAAUAAUCAUGUGGUCGUGUGUGUGUUUGUGUGUGCGCGCGCAAUGUAAAGUAUUUUUUGAAAGUAUUACUGUGUAAAUAUCAAAUACUGUCUUUUAUUCUUGUAUAAA